Molecule: messenger RNA, 1942 nt
Organism: Neopsephotus bourkii (Bourke's parrot)
Lineage: Eukaryota; Metazoa; Chordata; Aves; Psittaciformes; Psittacidae
Gene: SEC22C
Product: SEC22 homolog C, vesicle trafficking protein
Exons: 7
Coding region: 185-916 (243 amino acids)
Biological process (GO): endoplasmic reticulum to Golgi vesicle-mediated transport
Source: RefSeq, a predicted model, not a curated record
UAUAGACAUAUAAAUCAUUAGUUCAUUUUCUAAAAUGUUUCCUUAUUGUUGUCUUUCAGAGAUUAUGUGAGCUGCUGCAUUAGCCUUCUAACAUCUUGCACGGAUACUCCUGGUAUGUCUGAAGGACAGAUCUCUUUUAUGUUCUGAAUGUACCAGGUUGUCCUCAUGAGUACUCCUGUGGAGAAUGUCCAUGAUCUUUUUUGCCUGUGUGGUGCGGGUGAGGGAUGGACUUCCCCUCUCAGCCUCCACAGAUUUUCAUUUCAACCACGACUUUCUGGAAUGCAGAAAGAGAUUGAAGGCGUUAUCCUCAAUUCUGGCACAGUAUCCAAGUCGAGGCACAGUAAAAGGACGUGACUUGAGCAUACAUUUCCUUUCUUCUGGGGAUAUUGCCUGCAUGGCAAUCUGUUCCAGCACUUACUCAACCGUCAUGGCGUUUUGCUUCCUGGAGGAGCUUCAGUGGGAAUUUGCUGCUUCCUAUGAUAUAACAAGUAUCGGUUUAGCUUCCAGACCAUAUGCUUUUAUUGAAUUUGAUAACAUUAUUCAGAAAGUGAAAUGUCGUUUUAAUGGUGCAAAUCGCUCUCAAAUGAAGGACAACUGGGAGAAGAUUGAGGAGGAGCUGAAGUUCCAGCCCCCAGUUCAGCUGAAACUAGAGGAUAUGGAGCUGAUGAAUGGGAUGGCAAAUGGUGGGCAUGCAGGUGUUCAUGUGGAGGUUGUGCCUACUUACAGAAUGCAGCGUGUGACUCCCUUGGGCAUUCUGUCACUUGUUCUGAACAUCAUGUGUGGAGCUUUGAAUCUCAUUCGAGGAGUUCACCUAGCAGAGUAUUCAUUUCAGGAGGACCAUGAAGGAAUUGGAAAUGUGAUAGCUUUUUUUCUACCUUUUCUAGCCUGUGUUUUUCAGUUAGUACCUAAAAGCUAGAGAAGCUAAACAGAGUUCUCUCUUAUCCUUUUGAUUUAUAGCAGUCAUAUUUACAAAAUGCUUGUGAAUAAAUUCAGCUUAAAUGUGAACUGCUUUCUGCAUGCUGAUCUCUACUUGUGUCACAAGCACAGCUGGAAACUGUGACCUUAAGUGAGAAAGCAUGAUCUGUUUCUGCCUGAGUUAAGAAAGUAACUCUUCUGCCAGCACUUUGAGUUUUCAGUUUUCACCUUUAAGGGUUGUUGCUUUUUACACAUACUUAGCAAAUGGGUUCCACCUGAUCUUGAAUUUAAAAGGAAAAAGAACUUUAAGUCGUAGCUGAACCUGUUAACAGAAACUGAGUCAAGUCUAGAGAAUGAAGAACUUUACUUAUCCCAAAAAAAAUAUGACAGAAGAAGAUUUGGGUUUACUUUUUUCUGGCUUCUAAGCCUUUGUCUUGUAAAAAUUGUAGGUAGUUUUUGAAAGCUGGUUCAGCUUUAGACUCAUUUUAGUUCAGGCUGAGACAGGCAGGGGGGAUGCCAGUUGUGCUGACAGACCUCUUUUGAUAAUCUGUGUUUAGCUGGUAUGUUCUGGGUUGAGGCCACCACCCUGGCUGUUCUUGGAGGGCAUUUCAGCAUGGGAGUUGAAGGGAAACUUUGCUCUUCUUAGUGAUCACUGUGCUGGCAGGCACAUCCAGGAGGCACAGAUGUGCCAUCAAUUCCCAGCUAUGUAUCUCAUCUAUAUAUGCAUAGUUUCAUAGAAUCAUAGAAUACCAGGUUGGAAGGAACACAAGGAUCAUCUGGUUCAAUAUUUCUAGGCAAAGCAUGACCUAGACUAGAUGGCCCAGCACCUUGUCCAGCUAAAUCUUAAGUGUUCAAUGCUGGUGAGUCCAUCACAUCCCUGGGGGGGAUUAUUGGAGUAGCUGAUUCUUCUCACUGUCAAAAACUUUUCUUGUAUCCAGUCAGAAUGUCUCCAGGAGUAGCUUGUGCCCAUUACCCCUUGUCUUUUCCAUGUAGAAAUGUUUAAUGCUAACACUGUCUCUCUGGUGCU